AAACAAACAACACACUACACUAGAACACUAGUCAAUCGACUCAAUGAGGGUUUGGAUGGGGGUUUGACAUGUUCUUCGGAGCGUGUUUCGCUGGAUUCAUCCCAACCAACGGGCCGUUACUAGAGCUGGUCAGUCCCGAAGCAGAGCUCGGCAGAUCGUUUGGGUUCCAAAUCGAGACAUCUUUCAUCAGACCAUUGCUUGGCCAAGUCUCACCACUUGGGAAAACUGAGGUAGUUAAGAAUAGUUGAGACAUAUUAAGAGAGUUUCUGGUCAUGACUGCACACAGGUGCACCCGCUGUGUGCGGAGCAGACUUUUAUGCACUCCCAUGUGGGGCGCGGCAACCGCGGCUCCACUGUGGAGGAGCUCUCCAGAAGUUCAGAUUUCAGUGUCUUUGACUGGAAAGAAGUUGAGGCCUACUGCCAGAAGCGCCGUGUGAACGCUGGGAAAUGGUGGCAUCAUGGACCUCACAGCGAGGAGACUGAAAGCUCCUUUCAACGUCGAGCAGUGCGGCUCAAGAAGUGGCUCGGGAGCCUCCAAGAUCACUGGGCUGUGCCACUGAAUGUGUUGCUGGUUUGUCACGGCGGCAUCAUGCAGGCGGCCUUCGACUACCAGCCGCACCCUCCGAACUGCGGCUUCCGCGUGUACGAUCUGCAGCGGACAGGCGUUGCCACCCAUGUGGCUCGUGGCCAGGCAGUGGUGAGACCAGAUCUCCUUGUCGAUCCUGCUUUCGAAGUUCUGUCUGUGCGACGUUUGCCAGAGAAGGCCAAUGGCAAUACUGUCUUCAGAGUGGAAGUCCUUGUCGCCCAGCAAGAGUUCUUCUCAGACAUCAGCGAGAAUGUCUUGCGGGAACGCUUGCACGACCCUGUGAAGGAAGGCCUGAGCCCUGAGCUCUAUGAGAAGUAUGGGCUCAGUGGGCUUUUCCCCAGCUGGUGGUCUUGGCUGAACCGAGCGCGUGCCGAUCUCUCCAUCUACAUCCAGGACUACCUGGAACAAUUGGCCUUAGCCAUGGGUGACGAUGGCUUCCCGCCAACCUUGGCGGAAUUGGUGAACCAGCUGUUGCUUCAGGGCCACUUGGGCCAGGAGGAGCAGAGGGAGGGAGAAGAUGGGGAAGAUGCUGAAGGCAUGUGCAAGAUGAGCUGAAGACUGAGUCAGUUCACUUCCCAUGAGCAGUGGAAGGGCAGAGAUUGGCUUGUUCUACCUUCCGC
Molecule: messenger RNA, 1206 nt
Organism: Durusdinium trenchii
Lineage: Eukaryota; Dinophyceae; Suessiales; Symbiodiniaceae
Source: the annotation of a GenBank genome assembly